Molecule: messenger RNA, 3094 nt
Organism: Frankliniella occidentalis (western flower thrips)
Lineage: Eukaryota; Metazoa; Arthropoda; Insecta; Thysanoptera; Thripidae
Gene: gammaCOP
Product: coatomer subunit gamma-2
Exons: 16
Coding region: 133-2790 (885 amino acids)
Biological process (GO): endoplasmic reticulum to Golgi vesicle-mediated transport; protein secretion; intra-Golgi vesicle-mediated transport
Cellular component (GO): Golgi membrane; endoplasmic reticulum-Golgi intermediate compartment; COPI vesicle coat
Molecular function (GO): structural molecule activity
Source: RefSeq, a predicted model, not a curated record
UAUUGACGUUUCAAAGAACCGUACAUUAGGAAGGCGUAUGUGCAGUUGACGUGUUCAGUACGAGUGUUUAGGGUUAGGAUAGAAAAAAAAUCUUUCUGCUCCAGCAGGGAUUUUAUCUACUAAUUUCUUACCAUGGCUUUCAAAAGAGACAAGAAGGAAGAAGAGGAUGGUGGUGGGAACCCAUUUGAAAACAUCGAAAAGACAUCAGUCUUGCAAGAAGCAAGAGCAUUUAAUGAUACAUCUGUUAAUCCCCGAAAAUGUACUCACAUCCUCACCAAAGUGCUGUACUUACUAAAUCAGGGCGAGAUAUUGGGCACAACCGAAGCCACAGAGGUGUUCUUUGCCAUGACAAAGUUAUUCCAAUCCAAAGACGUUGUCCUACGGCGUAUGGUGUACCUAGGCAUCAGAGAAUUGUCCUCAAUAGCUGAGGAUGUUAUCAUUGUUACAUCAUCUCUUACCAAGGAUAUGACAGGAAACGAGGCCCUGUACAGAGCAGCAGCAAUACGUGCUCUUUGCUCUAUCACAGAUGUCACAAUGCUUCAAGCUAUUGAACGUUACAUGAAACAAGCUAUUGUUGACAAGAAUCCUGCUGUCAGCAGUGCUGCACUUGUUAGCUCACUUCAUUUAGCCAAAACAGCUGGAGAACUUGUGAAGAGAUGGGUGAAUGAAGCCCAGGAAGCAUUUUCUUCUGACAAUGUAAUGGUGCAGUACCAUGCUCUUGGUCUCAUGUACCAUAUUCGCAAAACAGACAGAUUGGCUGUCAUCAAACUUGUUUCACGCCUUACUAAACAGGGUUUAAAAUCUCCAUUUGCAGUGUGCCUCCUAAUCAGAAUUGCCUGUCGCCUCCUAGAAGAUGAUGAUAGCGCACCAGGUACUGACUCUACUCUACUUUCCUUCAUUGAAAGUUGUCUUCGACACAAAACUGAGUUGGUCAUCUAUGAAGCUGCACAUGCUAUGGUCAACUUACGGCGAACAACAGCAAGGGAACUUGCCCCUGCAGUAUCUGUACUACAGUUAUUCUGCUCUACAUCCAAGCCCCCUCUACGGUUUGCAGCUGUGCGAACAUUGAAUCAGGUGGCAAUGUCACAUCCAUCAGCUGUUACUGCUUGCAACUUGGACUUAGAAAACCUGAUAACAGAUUCUAACCGUUCUAUAGCUACUCUUGCUAUCACUACACUUCUGAAAACAGGAGCUGAGUCCUCUGUAGAUCGUCUCAUGAAGCAAAUAGCUUCAUUUGUCAGUGAAAUUAGUGAUGAAUUUAAAAUAGUUGUUGUUCAGGCAAUCCGCGCUUUGUGCACCAAAUUUCCCAGAAAGCACAGUGUGCUCAUGAAUUUCUUAUCAGCAAUGUUGCGUGAUGAAGGUGGUCUAGACUACAAGGCAUCUAUAGCUGACACAAUCAUUACUAUUAUUGAGAGCAAUCCAGAAGCCAAAGAGACAGGCUUGGCACAUCUCUGUGAGUUUAUUGAGGACUGUGAACACACUAGUUUGGCUGUGCGUAUUCUCCACUUGUUAGGAAGGGAGGGGCCAAAGACCAAACAACCCUCAAGGUACAUACGCUUUAUAUACAACAGAGUAAUAUUGGAAAAUGCAGCAGUACGUGGUGCGGCUGUGGCAGCCAUGGCUCAGUUUGGAGCUCAGUGCCCUGAUUUACUUGAAAAUGUUCAAGUACUGUUGGCACGUUGCCAGAUGGAUUCUGAUGAUGAAGUUCGUGAUCGGGCUACUUAUUACUACACAAUCCUUGCCCUCAGUAAAAGGAAUCUGUACAACAGCUAUAUUACUGAAAGCCUUCAGGUUUCUAUUCCUGCAUUAGAAAAGUCACUUCACCAAUAUACCCUUAAUGCUUCGGACACACCAUUUGAUAUGAAGUCAGUUCCUUUAGCUGCUGUUGAGCCUUUGGUACUAGAAAAUGCUCCUCAAAAAGGAGCUCCGGAAGGGACACUCUUAUCCACUCCAGCAGCUCCACAGAGGCUGGGUGUUUCCAAAGAAGAGUCCGCCCUUGAACUACUAUCAAACAUUCCAGAAUUUGCUCCUCUCCUCCCUCAACUUGGACCAAUUUUCCGCACCUCGGAACCUGUUGAACUUACGGAGUCUGAAACUGAAUAUGUUGUUCGCUGCAUAAAGCACUGCUUUGCUAGACACCUUUUACUGCAGUUUGACUGCCUCAAUACUCUAAGCGAUCAACUUUUAGAAAAUGUCCGUGUCUCACUUGAACCAGCAGAGGGAUAUAGAAUUUUACGAGAACUACCUAUUCCUAAACUCCCUUACAAUGAAACUUGCUCUGCAUUUUGUUUGCUUGAAUUCCCUGAAGAACUCACAGCCUCAACUGGUACAUUUGGUGCUACCUUAGCAUACAUGGUCAAAGAUUGUGAUCCUGCUACAGGCUUGCCUGACUCAGAUGAUGGCUACGAUGACACGUACAUGGUUGAAGAUGUUGAAGUAAACCUGGCUGACCAAGUGCAGCGUGUUUGGAAGGGUAAUUGGGCAGCUGCCUGGGAAGAGGCUGCUAACUUAUGUGAACUAGAAGACACUUAUGCAUUGACUAGUAUGCGCUCCUUACAAGAAGCUUCAACUAACAUUGUGCAGUUCCUUGGCUUACAACCUGCUGACCGAUCAGAGCGUGUUCAGGAGGGAAAGAGUUCACAUACUUUGUAUUUAGCAGGUGUGUUCCGAGGUGGUCACGAUGUACUUGUUCGUGCUAAACUUGCUCUUGCUGAUGGUGUUACCAUGCAGCUCACAGUUAGAGCAAGCAACCCAGACGUUGCAGAACUUGUGACUUCUGCUGUUGGUUAAACAAUAAUUUUAAGACGGUCCUAUGUAUGAAUGAGUGUUUGUAAUUAUAGUUUUGAUCUGUACUGUAAUCAAAUCACUAAUACCUGAUAAGGUAGUUGAAAUUAGAAAAUCUUUAUUCAUAAAAAAUGAACUCCAUGCCAUUUUUCCAGAGUAUUAUUUUAAUACAGUCACUUUCAACUAUCUUCUUUGAAUGUUAUAUUAUGCCUGUUUUACUGCUGAUUAUUUGGAAGAGAUAAAACUUUUUAGAUAGUGGUCUUUUGUUGUUGUAUGUACAUUAAAUAAAAGUUAUAUAAGUUAAUAAUAA